Dentiscutata heterogama is the source of this 660-nucleotide messenger RNA. NCBI's taxonomy places the organism in Eukaryota, Fungi, Glomeromycota, Glomeromycetes, Diversisporales, Gigasporaceae. The record is from the annotation of a GenBank genome assembly.
AUGUCCAUUAAUUUCUUUGAUGAUCUUUCAAAAGAUUUUUCUCAACUUCUUGACGAAUCUGAUGAUUAUGAUGUUGUUAUUCAAGCCGGAGAAGAGCCGGAUUUUAGAGAAUUUAAUGUGCAUUCAAAUGUUUUACGUGCUAGAUCACCUUAUUUUAAAGUUGCUUUAUCUGAUAAAUGGGCAAAGCGUAAAAGGGGUGCUACUAUCUUUAAAAAACCAAAUAUCUCCCCAGCUGUGUUCCUUCUGAUCCUUCGAUAUAUCUAUACAGGAAUUCUUGAUUUAACUAGUCAAUCGAGUUUUAACAUUCUAGCCCUUCUUGUUGCGUGUGACGAAUUAAUGCUUGAAAAAUUAGUUGAUCAUGUCCAAAAGCAUCUCAUUAAUCAAGAAUCGACCUGGUUACAAAAGAAUUUCAUUUUCGCUUUGCACACAGUCUUGAAGCUCCAAAGUUGCAAAGCAGUCCAAGACUAUAUUAUGAUGACAAUCUGUGAAGAUCCUAAACCUUUUUUUGAAUUAAAGGAAUUUCUAACUUUGGAUAAAGAUAUCCUUUUAAGUCUUGUCAAGAGAAGCGAUAUGGGUAUUGAGGAAAUUGAUCUUUGGAAAAAUUUGGUGAAUUGGGGAAAAGCUCAAUUCAUUUCUUCUAAUGAAAAAUCCAAGAAGGAU